This is a messenger RNA of Fragaria vesca subsp. vesca, 2046 nucleotides long. Its product is annotated as L-ascorbate oxidase-like. Gene Ontology annotation, cellular component: extracellular region. The record is from RefSeq and is a predicted model, not a curated record. Lineage: Eukaryota; Viridiplantae; Streptophyta; Magnoliopsida; Rosales; Rosaceae. Gene Ontology annotation, molecular function: copper ion binding; oxidoreductase activity. The transcript has 5 exons. The coding region runs from base 11 to 1777 and encodes 588 amino acids.
UUUCUAAGACAUGAUUCAGCUAUUACAAAGCACGAGCUGCAUUUUUAAAUUGCUGGGACUGUGUUUACUCUUCUGUUUGGUUAAGGUUCCGGCAGUGGAAGGUAGGAUUAGGCAUUACAAAUGGGAGGUGAAGUAUGAGUACAAGUCCCCUGAUUGCUUUAAGAAACUUGUUAUCACCAUCAAUGGCGGAACUCCAGGACCAACCAUACUUGCUCAGCAGGGAGACACCGUCGUCGUCGAGCUCAAGAAUAUUUUGUUAACAGAAAAUGUAGCCAUACAUUGGCAUGGCAUCAGACAGAUUGGAUCACCGUGGAGUGAUGGAACCGAAGGAGUGACUCAAUGUCCAAUAUUGCCUGGAGACACUUUCAAAUAUCAGUUUGUUGUUGAUAGGCCUGGAAGUUAUCUGUACCAUGCUCACUAUGGAAUGCAAAGAGAAGCUGGCUUGUAUGGAGCAAUCCGAGUAGCGGUUCCUGAAGGAGAAACCGAGCCCUUUUUCUACGAUUAUGAUCGAAGCAUCAUACUCACUGAUUGGUACCACAGAAGCACUUAUGAACAUGCAGUAGGACUGUCUUCCAAUCCGUUUGUCUGGGUUGGGGAACCUCAGUCACUUUUGAUACAAGGGAGAGGAAGAUUCAACUGCUCUAGCCUCGCCACUCCAAGCUUAGAAGCUGGUGCUUGUAACGCAUCUAGUCCUGACUGCUCUCCUUAUGCAGUGACUGUAAUCCCUGGCAAAACUUAUCGGCUAAGGAUUGCUAGCUUGACUGCUCUGUCAGCCCUCAGUUUCCAAAUAGAGGGUCAUAAUAUGACAGUGGUUGAAGCAGAUGGGCAUUAUGUGGAGCCAUUUGUUGUAAAGAACCUGUUCAUAUAUUCUGGUGAGACAUAUUCUGUCAUAAUAAAAGCAGACCAAGACCCUUCAAGAAACUAUUGGAUGACAACCAACAUUGUUAGCCGAAAUCCCAUCACCAACACCACCACCACCACCACCACCACCCCACCUGGUUUAGCCUUUUUGAAUUACUAUCCUAACCAUCCUAGGAGAUCCCCUCCGACAGUACCGCCAGCAGGCCCGGCCUGGAACGAUGUUAAGUCCCGGCUAAAUCAAAGUCUUGCCAUUAAGGCACACCGAGAUUUCAUCCAUACCCCUCCCCAAACCCCUGACAGAGUCAUUGUUUUCCUCAACACCCAAAACAAGAUAAAUGGCUAUGUGCGAUGGUCAGUGAACAAUGUCUCAUUCACUCUUCCUCACACACCUUACCUCAUUGCACUUAAAGAAAAUCUCACCGACGCAUUUGAUCAAACACCUCCGCCGGAGGGGUAUGACUUUGUGAACUACGACAUUUACAAAGUGGCAAACAACACCAAUGCUACUACAAGUGAUGGGAUUUACAGGCUCCAUUUCAACACAACAGUGGACGUAAUCCUGCAAAAUGCAAACACCAUGAAUGUGAACAACAGCGAGACGCAUCCGUGGCAUUUGCAUGGUCACGAUUUUUGGGUGCUCGGACAUGGGGAAGGAAAGUUUGACAUCAACAAUCACACAAAGUACAAUCUGGUGAAUCCUAUCAUGAAGAACACUGUGCCAGUUCAUACAUACGGUUGGACAGCUUUGAGGUUCAGGGCAGAUAAUCCAGGUGUGUGGGCUUUCCAUUGUCAUAUAGAGUCUCAUUUCUAUAUGGGAAUGGGUGUGGUGUUUGCAGAAGGAAUAGACAGGAUUGGAAACUUGCCUUCAUCUAUAAUGGGGUGCGGUGAAACCAAAGGAGUAACAUUCAGACCUUAGUCAUGACACUUUUGGAGUGCUUCACUCUGCAUAGAUGAGUGUUUAUAUCAUAGUCGGGAGAUUCUCGUUUCCCGAGUAUGUAGUACGUACGACAUACCUUCUAGUUAUAUUAGAAUUUUUGUUCAUUCAUGUCAAAUUGUUAUUCAUUGAUAAAUUCUUUAUAGUUCUCUCCACUCCACAGAGUGUGGCGGAGGAUAUGUUUUCAUUUCUAGAUUUUAUAAAGCUACAUUGAGAAAAAUGCCGCAUACAUUUAGAGUUUAAAUUUUACG